AUGGUACACGUCGGUUGCCAUAAUCAUACCGAGUGUUUUGGCGAGGUCUCCACCGCGUACUUGGAAGGAUACGACCUAAACAACGCCGGGCUUCUGGGCGCGCUCCACGUGGAGGAUCGACACAAGAGCAAACCAAAAUUGCAACACAGCGGUUUCCCGUGGAGAGCUGCGGGAAAUACAACCAAAGCUGGCAUGCAACUAGGCCUGCUUGUCGACGAUCCUGAUUUCCAUCAAGCGCCCAUGACUUGCAUGGAGACGCGGCGGAUCGACCGGCGCGCCCGUUGGGCCUCGGGGGGACCACGCGCACAUGGAAUGGCAAUACCCUUCGUUCCGACCUUAGCGCGCACUGGGAUGUACGAACAUUGCUCGCAGGGUAUUGGCAAAUUGGCGGUGGGCAAAAUCCUGCCGCCCAGUUCCACCCUUUUAGUGGGCGAAUUUGAGAUAUGGGCUUUCUCACGCGGCCGACCUCCGACCCGCUUUACAGUUCUGAUCCAGAGCUUUCCUGCUGGGCCCUUUCUGGCAUGGCUUCGUGUUUCGGAGCUGCAGCUGUGGCUCAAUGCAGGUUGA
Molecule: messenger RNA, 567 nt
Organism: Penicillium chermesinum
Lineage: Eukaryota; Fungi; Ascomycota; Eurotiomycetes; Eurotiales; Aspergillaceae
Exons: 1
Coding region: 1-567 (188 amino acids)
Source: RefSeq, a predicted model, not a curated record